This is a messenger RNA of Pecten maximus, 1843 nucleotides long. RefSeq lists its product as uncharacterized. The record is from RefSeq and is a predicted model, not a curated record. Bases 125 to 1843 code for a protein of 572 amino acids. The transcript has 18 exons. Lineage: Eukaryota; Metazoa; Mollusca; Bivalvia; Pectinida; Pectinidae. Gene Ontology annotation, cellular component: cytoplasm; plasma membrane. Gene Ontology annotation, molecular function: protein binding; calcium ion binding. Gene Ontology annotation, biological process: endosomal transport; endocytosis.
CACGGAAGUCGUUCUCGUAUGCAUAUAUGCAUUGCCAUUAGGGCAGUUGUUGCACCUUUUCGUUUGGGAAUGUAUUUCAAUUAUAAGAAAACAUGAGUGUUAAAAGUCAUUGUGAUUUCUGAGGAUGACCAACAGACAGUUGACAGUUUCCGACAUUUUAUAUGAUGGCAGCUUCCGUCUAUCACCAAAAAAGAGAGAUAAGUACCGCAAGUACUUCAAAUCAACUAAGAAGAAAUAUGAACACUUUUUGACAGGUGCAGAAGUUGCUGUCAUAGUCAAAGACAAAGGGCUGUCAAUGAAAGACUUAUUUCAGGUGUGGAAAUUUGCUGAUGGAGACGAGGAUGGCCGUCUGUCCAUUGAUGAGUUCUGUUUGGCGAUGGCAAUGAUUGAUAUCUUAAAGGAACGACGGGAAAUGCCAGGGUUCAAUGUUUUAAAGAAGAGUGGUUUGAGAGUUACAAUCAAGAAAGGGAACAUUGAAAAGGAUGAGAGUGACAUGAUUGUCUGUUCGUUUGGUGAAAGGGUAAAUUUUGCUAGAGGCCAUUUGGCGGCGUCCAUUUAUCUUGCUGGAGGUAUAGAACUUCAAAAGUCAUUUGACAGGAAGUAUCCAGAUGGGAUCAAGGUUUGGCAGGUUGUCGCCCUACCAGCGGAAGGUGAACUGAAAUGUACUCAUGUGAUAGUUGGCAGAAUUCCUGUGUAUGAAAACUCGGAAGAUUUGGACGCAGUGCAUGAGUUCAUCCGUGGUUGUCUGCAGCUAGCUAAUGACUACGGGGCCAAAUCUGUUGCGUUCCCGUUAUUUGGUACCGGAGGACUUGAAUACAGUAAAGGUUAUGCUGCUGAGGCUCUAUAUGAAGUCCUGGAAAACUUUCCGAACAGAACAUCUCUUACAGAUGUAUGUCUUGUUGCUCAUCCACUUGACAGGGCAUCACUUUUUGCACUCAGAGCAGCGGAGCAGAGACAUUUGUAUAGUUACGGUGUAGAGGAUAAUGCGAGGAAUAAAGCAGCUGAAACAAUACAGUGGAAUGGUCAGUACGCGAGUACAAUUUCAUGUCUUAGCCAUAUGUCUGAGGAAAGAAGAAAAGAAUAUGAAAAGAAUUUUGCUAAAUAUGCAAUUAAAAACCAUGCUGAUUCCAGGUAUUCAAUCACAGGAAAACGCCUGUCAAGUAUUCUACUACAGACCGGUGUAGAUGUCUAUACUGUCCAACAAAUCAUGACCAUUAUCAACAAAUCUGAUGAGAGCCAGGUGCUUGUUGAGGAUUUUCUUGCGGCUUCUGCACUAAUAGAUCGAGCGACGGAGGGAUAUCGACUUCCUGAUAUAUCUCGACUUUAUCUGAUCCGAGAUGAACUGUUCAAAAACAUCCAAUACAAACAGCACAUUUUUGACCCAAGGUAUUGCUUGAGCUGGUUUUACCAUCGUGAUAUGAAAUUUGAAACAGCUAAUGGAAUCUUGAAAAUGCCUGGACGUCGAGAUGGAAGUUUCUUGGUUUGGAGAAGGAAGAAUGAUGAUUUUUACUCUUUAGGCACAAUUUUUGGACAUGGAUCAUUUCACUUGAGGAUAGACAUCACAGCGGGUAUGUACAGUGUGGAGAGGAAUGUGAAGUUUCCACAACUUGGCCGUCUGAUACAGCAUUACAUGGCUCAUCCUCUACCAAUACCUGGAGACCGGAGGCUGAAAUAUCCUAUUCCUGUCCAUACUCCCUCAACAAAAAGGUGGUUCUACCCGAAUAUUUCGCCAGUAUCAGCAAUAUUAUUGCUUCGUAUAUUCUCUUCUGAACAAAACUUCAUCGUCCGCUAUUCAGUGGAAACCCCAGGAUGCUUUGCUCUUGUUUUAAGUGCUUAUGUAUAA